Molecule: messenger RNA, 3104 nt
Organism: Galleria mellonella (greater wax moth)
Lineage: Eukaryota; Metazoa; Arthropoda; Insecta; Lepidoptera; Pyralidae
Product: DNA helicase MCM9-like
Exons: 12
Coding region: 76-3009 (977 amino acids)
Biological process (GO): double-strand break repair via homologous recombination
Cellular component (GO): MCM complex; nucleus
Molecular function (GO): ATP binding; single-stranded DNA binding; ATP hydrolysis activity
Source: RefSeq, a predicted model, not a curated record
UUGUUUUUACGUGUUUACUAAUUAUUCUUUUUAAAGAACAAAAUUUUUAUCCAAUUAAUUAUAAGAUCAAUAGAAAUGAUUCUGGAAUAUUUAUUUAAGUUUCAUUUUGACGACUGCCUAAAUAUUUUAUCAGGAACAGAUAACUUGGAAUAUUAUAGUAUUAAAAUAGAUUUUUUAAAACUCUUUGAAACUUAUCCCGAUGUUGGUGACAAAGUAUUAUGCAGUCCUGUAGAAAGCUUACCGGUUUGUAGACAAGAUAUAAUCAAGGCACAACAAAAUAUUCUUGAAGAAGAAGAAUAUAAAACAAUAAUCAAUAAAUUAAAUUACAAAUUUGUGAAGAAAAAUGUUCACGCUAGGUUUUUCGGUUUACCAGUUUGUCCUGAACUACACAGGACAGUUUUUCCCAAAAAUGUGGAUUUGGGAUGUUUUCUAAAAGUUACAGGUACAGUGGUGAGGGUAACACAAUCUAAAAUGCUUGAAUAUCAAAGAAAAUAUAUUUGUAUGAAGUGUAAGUUUGAAAAUAAUGUAGAAGCCGAGUUUGAGUAUAGAUACAUAUUAAAGGCUCCGUUAAAGUGUGGUAAUACAGAUUCCAGAUGUAGAUGUGCUACAUUUACACAGGUUCAUCUAGUUUCAAGAGAGCAUUGCAAGGAUUAUCAGGAAAUAAAGAUACAGGAACAGGUUAAUAAACUAAAUAUUGGUACUAUACCAGGUUCCAUGUGGGUAGUUUUAGAAGAUGACCUUGUGGAUUCUUGUAAACCAGGUGAUGAUGUUAAUAUAUGUGGAAUAGUACGUCGCCGAUGGAGGCCAACAGUCCAAACAAAGAAGGCUGAAGUAGAAUUGGUCCUGCAAGCAAACUUUGUUGAAGUAUGCAACUCGCAGAGAUCUGAGGUGGUGGCUACUGCUCCAGAUAUUAAAGAGUGCUUCAAUGACUUUUGGUCUAAAUUUGAAGCCUGCCCAUUAAAAGGUCGAGACCAGAUUUUAGCCUCUGUGUGUCCACAGGUGUAUGGAUUACAUCUAGUAAAGCUCGCAGUACUUCUCACAGUGAUUACUGGUUCAAAUCACAUUACUGAGUGUGAAGAAGAGAAGAAAAUUUCACAAGAUGAAAAGCAUAGUACAAGAGUUCGAGGACAAUGUCACUUGUUAUUAGUAGGGGAUCCAGGUACGGGCAAAUCGCAGUUACUUCGUGCGAGUGCGGAGUUGACUGCGCGUUCAGUAUUCACAUCUGGCGCUGGCAGCACGCGUGCUGGUCUCACCUGUGCCGCUCUCAGGGAAGAUGGUGAGUGGCAGCUUGAAGCUGGCGCGUUGGUGUUGUCAGAUGGCGGCGUUUGCUGUAUUGAUGAGAUAUCACAACUUCGAGAGCAUGACCGAACUGCCAUACACGAGGCCAUGGAACAACAGACUAUAUCUAUUGCGAAGGCUGGCAUAGUGUGUAAGCUGAAUACGCGAUGCGCCGUCAUAGCUGCCUGCAAUCCUAAAGGUCAUUAUGAGACUGACCAACCACUCAGUGUCAAUGUUUCAUUGGGCACUCCACUCUUGAGUAGGUUUGAUUUAAUAUUUAUAUUACUGGACUCUAAAAAUAAAUCAUGGGAUAAGCUUGUUUCGUCGUAUAUUUUGUUUGGUGGUUCUGGUGCAAUGGAUAAAAAAAGAUGGAAUAUAGAAAAAUUGCAGAUGUAUAUAAGUUUGAUAGGACCAAAAUAUGCAGAAAUGACACAUUCAGCCAAUAUUAUACUUCAGUCGUAUUACAUGAUGCAGCGAAAAUCGGAAAAUAGGGAUCCGUCUCGUACAACAGUUAGAAUGUUGGACAGUCUUGUCAGAUUAUCUCAAGCUCAUUGUCGAUUAAUGUAUCGUUCAACUAUACUACCCAUGGAUGCAAUUACAGCAGUAUCUCUUGUAGAUUUGUCUAUGCAAGAUUGCACUUUGAAUGAUACAGUAGAUGCUUUACAUACAACAAUCCCAAAAUAUUCAGAUUUUGAAUACUUACGUACAGCAAAGAAACUCCUUACUAGCCUCAAUUUACUAGAUAUAUGGAGAAACGAAUUAUUAUAUUAUGGAAAAUUGCUUCAAGUAGAUCACAAAACUUUAGAAGCAGAUAUAGAUAAUGGCAAUUGUAAUUUAUUUGAAAGAUUUGAUGACAUUACUGAUGAAUCUUUGCCUGUUUCAGCAUCACUAGUUACAAGCUCUUAUUUUAAUAAUGACAAUAGAAGACAAGUUUCUGAAAAUUAUUUUAAUGAAAAUAGUAAAGGUGACAACCUUCAAAAUAGGUUUCACAGUGAGAGAUUAGCAGCUACAUUAAAAAAACAUGCGACAAUGAAUAAAAUUGAGAAAAAGCCGUCAAUAGCGCAAAAGAAAAACCGAAAACGAAAGGAAGUAACAGUUAAUGUUAGUCUUAUUAAAAAUAGGAAUCCUAAAAGGUUUAAAAAGGGUAAAGAUAUAAGUGAAUCAGGUAGUAUUUCGGAUAGUGAAGAAGAUACAAAUAUUUUAUUGGAUGCAGUUCCAAGUGUAAAUGAUGUAUUUAAAGAUUUAGAAAUUAAUCUAAAUUUUGAUGUUAAUGAUCAUAAUAAAAAUAAUGGUAGUCCUAAAUUAGCAAAUAAAAAACAAUCAAGGAUGUCAUUGUAUGAAAAUAAUGACAAUAUAGAAAUCGAAGAAAAUCAUGAGAGUAGCUCUCAAAAUGUAAUAGUUAAUAAUUGUGAAAAUAUACAUCAAAGCUCAAAUUUAAAAGAAAAUGUUGAAUCAAGUAACAUAUCUAAAACAAAUAAACAAAAAAUUCAGAUUGAUGAAAGUAAAGCAUUAAAUAUUUCAAAUAAGUUAAAACAAUUUCAGUUUUCUGAGAAACAUGAUCUUAGUAAGUUCUAUACAGAGAAAAUAAUUAAAAUUGAAUCUGAUGAAACUGUGAUAAAAUUAGAAAAACUUGAUGAAAGUCAUUUAAGUGAAUCAUCAAGAAAGAAGGUUGCAAAUUCACAAAUAUCUAUGUUUGAGAGUUCAGACUGUGAUAUUGAUUUAGAUAUUUAGGUAUAAAUUGUUAAUCAUGCCAUUAAAGUGAUAUUUUGUAUUAAAAUACAUAGAUAUGAUAACAUUAUUAUUAUUUAUUUAUUAAUAUAAAGUUA